AUGUUGAAGUUAUUGGAAGAGGGGGCGGAUGUGAAAUGCACCGAUGUUAUUGGCUAUGCUUGUCUUCACCACGCAGUGCUAUGCGGACAUUACAAAUUAAUUAAACACCUAGUAAUGUAUGGCGCUGAUAUAGAGCAAGAAGGCAAUUUUUGCGGUUACAAACCAAUUCAUUUGUGUGUUUAUCCGGCCAACAAAGACAAAUGCUUGGAAGAGUUACUGAAAUAUGGUGCUCAACUAGAUGCCGUUGACUGUUUGCAAAAUACCUUACUACAUUUAGUGGUGAAGUUUAGACCCCAAGAUAUGAAUUUUAUCGAAAAACUGCUCGAUUACGGUUUAGGUCCAAAUGCCACAAAUAUAAUAGGAAACAACUGCCUCCACAUCAUUGCUGCAUCUCGCACAUGCUCUAUCGAAAAGGUCCUGUUUCUGGCGAGGAAAUUCAUACACAGAGGUGUUGAUAUCGACCGUAAGAAUACAUCAAUUGGUGAGACACCCUUACAAAUAGCAUCCCGUACAGGAAAGACGGUUUUGGUCGAUCUUCUUCUUCGUGAGGGGGCGGCAAUAGACGUGAGGAGCAACAUUGGAUUGACUGCUUUCGAGCAAUUGUUCGUGGAAAAUCAUCCAAUGACGGCCAUCAUCACCACCUUCAUUAAACACAUCGCUCUGAGAAAACACCGUGGGGAAAAUGUUGUAGACAGUAUUUUUAGGAAAAUUGCCUCCGAUGUGAAACUACAAAUCAUAUAUCGCUAUUACGACGAAGAUUUGGAGUAUCUGAAAUCCAUAAAUAUAGUUGAAACACACUGGUUUGAAUGA
Messenger RNA from Coccinella septempunctata (seven-spotted ladybird), 810 nucleotides. Its product is annotated as serine/threonine-protein phosphatase 6 regulatory ankyrin repeat subunit C-like. The record is from RefSeq and is a predicted model, not a curated record. Gene Ontology annotation, molecular function: protein binding. NCBI's taxonomy places the organism in Eukaryota, Metazoa, Arthropoda, Insecta, Coleoptera, Coccinellidae. Bases 1 to 810 code for a protein of 269 amino acids. The transcript is spliced from 2 exons.